AUGGCAUGCCUCUUUAUUCUUUUCUAUUUAAUUAGCUUUAUUCGAGCACGACGUGAAAAUGGGCAAACAACAGUUCAUGAAAUUCCUGUACCGUUGCAGCCGCCAUCUUUGUGGACGACUGAUACAGCUCCACCACCGUAUGAGUCAAAUACAUCUUUGGAUCAAUAUAAACAUGAUUAUUCAUGUCAUCAUUAUCAAUAA
Molecule: messenger RNA, 201 nt
Organism: Rotaria sp. Silwood2
Lineage: Eukaryota; Metazoa; Rotifera; Eurotatoria; Philodinida; Philodinidae
Source: the annotation of a GenBank genome assembly